AUGAGUUUUGAUUUUACAUUAUCUAAUAAAACUACAAUUCAAUUCACUUUUUGUUAUCAUGAAAUUUUUGUUUUGCAAAACUUUCCUCCUUCACAUAUUUUUCUAAAAGCUGCAGAGACAAAAGUGCUUAUUCAAACACAUAAAAAAGUGAAAACAAAAAUUAAUGUAGCUACUAUUUUGAAAAUAAGAAUCGGAAUCAACAACGAUUACAUAAGAACUUAUGCUAAGCAGAACAAAGAAAUAGCUGGCAAAAGAAGUAUCAUCGUUGAAGAUCUUUGCGAAGUUGUUUUUCCUUUGAAACACAGAAAGAAAGUCUUCUUUUUGGAAAUGUUAGACUUGUUCUCAUGA
This is a messenger RNA of Clunio marinus, 348 nucleotides long. Lineage: Eukaryota; Metazoa; Arthropoda; Insecta; Diptera; Chironomidae. The record is from the annotation of a GenBank genome assembly.